Rotaria sp. Silwood2 is the source of this 327-nucleotide messenger RNA. Lineage: Eukaryota; Metazoa; Rotifera; Eurotatoria; Philodinida; Philodinidae. The record is from the annotation of a GenBank genome assembly.
AUGUCUUUAACAUCGGUUAAAGUACCAAAAUAUUUAGCUGUUUAUUAUGGAUGGCCAUCGUUAGUAGAAAAUAGUCAAGGUGAUGUAACAGCAGCUAGUAAUUGGUUUGGACAAUUUGAUUUAAUCGUUUUUGGUGAUGGAAUCUGGAAGACUACACAUGGUGAUCAUGUGAAAACAAAAGCUAUCAUGAAGAAUUUGAUUCGUCGUGGUAAAAAAGUAUUUGGAUAUGUUGAUCUCGGUGUUACUACACAAAACUUAAAUAUAAAACAAAUGCGACAAGCUGUUAAUGGUUGGUCAGCAAUGGGUGCUAGUGUAAGAAGAAUAUAA